AGGGAGGGAGGGAGGACGGACGGACGCCCCCGCCGUUCCGGAGCGCUCGCCAGCCGAGCCGGGAGCUUGGAAUCGCGGCCGCAUCGUCUCCGGAGGAGGGCCGCCUUGAAACCGACAAGCACGAUCCAUGUUAGUUUCGUCGCUUGGCUUUGAAACUGACGGGGAGAGGUUUCCAUGUUGUGAGCGAGCUCCCGAACCGCGCUUUUCCCUCUCUUCCCCCCUCCCCUCCUCUCCUCUCCUCCCUGUCCGCUCCCUCCCGACCUACACAGAUAUAUGUGCCCGGAGGAGGGUGGGAGGGGGGAUUCUUUUUUUCACCCAAAAUAACAGAUCUAGCUCAUGGACAGCCCGUCCAUAAUCACCCAAGUCAGCAAAGAGGAGGCGAACAGCCCGCUGCGAGAGAAAGGCCCCCUGCCUGUCUCCGGCAAGAAGUCGCACCGACACGGCCUCCUGCGCGCCCUCUUCUGCUGCAUCUCCAAGGCUGAGGACGAUGGCGGACAGACCCUGGGUGGUGGUGACAACAACACUCCUCUGCUGGUUGACGGCAAGAACAACAGCAACAAGUCUGCAGUGAAACACCUUCUCCCUGAGGUGAAAGUUCAGGACACUGGGAAGAAGUGCGUGGUGAUCGACUUGGAUGAAACGUUAGUUCACAGCUCGUUCAAGCCGGUAAACAAUGCGGACUUCAUUAUCCCGGUGGAGAUUGACGGAACCACGCAUCAGGUCUACGUGUUGAAGCGGCCUCAUGUGGAUGAGUUUUUGAGGCGAAUGGGUGAACUCUUCGAGUGUGUCCUGUUCACAGCGAGUUUGUCCAAGUACGCAGACCCCGUGGCUGACCUGCUAGACAAGUGGGGGGCCUUCCGCUGCCGCCUCUUCCGGGAGUCCUGCGUCUUCCACCGGGGCAACUACGUCAAGGACCUCAGCCGGCUGGGGCGCGACAUCAACAAGCUGAUCAUCGUGGACAACUCGCCAGCGUCGUACAUCUUCCACCCGAACAAUGCGGUUCCCAUCGCUUCCUGGUUCGAUGACAUGUCUGACACAGAACUUUUGGAUCUCAUCCCAUUCUUCGAGAGACUAUCGAAGGAGGAGGACAUCUAUGCAUUGCUGCAGGAACACAAAUCGAGCUAGCGCUGAGCCAAGCGGAGACCGAGGGGUGGCGGCUGGACCCGCCUUCGAUUACCUCCUCACCCUCCACACCACCUUCCUCGAGGUGUGCCCACCCCUCGUUCCACACACCAGCCCACUGCCUCUUCUACUUGGGGAAGGAGUGGCAGUUUUCUAAUGACUGCACUCCCCAAUGGGAGUAAACCGGGCACAAUGGACUAUCAGACCCUCGUAAGCACUUAAUUAGGGCAUCAAAUGCCCCACCUCAGCCUUGGAGAAGAUCCAUGUUUCUGCUGAAUUUGGGCGUUAGAGGAGGGGGGCGGUUUCUGAAACUGUUGACGGGACUCUUUCCUUGCUUUGAACUCCACCCCCAAGUUGUCGGUCACUGGAAAGGGCCUUGUUUUGGGGUGAUGAGAUAAUGCAGGAGGACGUACCCACACAUAAAGGCCUCCUCUCCUCCCCCCACCCUCUUCCCCAAGCCAUCCUCACCACCCCACCUCUCCCAUGAGGGAGAACAAGGUGCUGAUGACUCCCACUGUGGCACAACAGGAUGAUCUCUUAAAGAGAGCUCGUAAUGAACAGGCGGAGAUUGUGAAGGAAACAGUUUCUGAUUGAACAUGGUUGAAUUUAUUGGACCCGGUUUUAGGGGUGUGGGGGGAUAGGGGGCCAGAUGAAACCAGAGGGAGAGGAAGUUGUCUUCCCCCCAGCCUCCCAUGCAGAUAUGAUCUCUCCUCUCCCUCUGCACGCACUCAGGCACCGUACCGGGGGGGUGGGGGGGGUAUGGAACCUAUUGUGACUUCUGGUUCCCUCGCACUGCACGUGGCUCACCAUCGUGGACAGCCUGUCACUGUGGCGAGUCUGAGACACCCUGGUGUUGGGUGGUGUGAACGAAGGUCAAAGGGGUGUGUGUGGUCCUGGAGGAUGCCCUUUAUGACGGACUCCGCCCCCGCCAACCUCGGUAAGACUUUGUCUCGAGUGUGGUCCAGGGGCUCCCCUUCCACUCCAGGGUGACUGAUGUCUUCCAAGAGGAAUCCAGCCAUCUUUUGCCCACCCCUCUCCCAUGCCUUGCUGUUCUGCUCAGCCAUUAGACCAUGAAAGGUGGUCCAACCCUGUUCCUUCUGCCACACCCCCAUCAGGACCUAGGUGCUCCUCCUGUCGGAGGCAAGUUGGUCUCCUGCCCUGGGGUGGUGAGGGGCGGGUGGUUUAUAGUGCCAGAUGCACAAGGGUGUGGGGGGGAUAGUUUGUUUGAAACUUUUCAGUGGCUUGUCUAGCCUGAUUCCUCGAUGUUUGAUUGGCCAUUUUUCUCGUCCAGUUGCUGUUUCACCUCCAACUGUUUUCCCCUGUACCCCUCUGUCCUGUUACACUUGCAGUGGGGGUGGGCAGGCUGUGUGUAUUGGGAGUGGAGGGAGGGCAGUGUUUGUCGUGGGGACAAACCCUUUCCACCACCUGGAAGGGAGGUAAGUGAGUGAUGUUGCUAUGGGGAAAGUGUGUGCCUCAUGGUGAGAGGAUGCUAUGCUUCAACCAAUAUUGCGGGCUCUGGUUCUGAGCGAAUUGAUGGAUUACUUUUUAAAGAUUGAAUGUCGAUUGCAGUUUUGGUUGCACCGUGAUGGGGAUCUCCAUUUGCUGUGGGUGGGGGUAAAGGGAAAGGGACCCACCAAUGUUAGUGACCUGUCACAGUAAGACCCCAAAUUCUGGGCCGAAGGUUCUGGACCAGUGCCGCCUUGCGUGGUUGAAUGGGCGCCCUGACCUGUGUGUGGUGAGAGACUGUUAAUGUAACCGAGCAACCUGACGACCAGGAGGUGGGGGUGUGAUGGGGGAGACUGGACCAGAGUUGGGACAGCCGGAGCUGGAACCCCGAGAUUUGAUCAGAGCGGCACUUCCAGAGGGGGAGAGAGAAAAGACUUGAGACUCUCUGCCUCCAUUAUGCACUGCAAGUCUAGUGACCAGGAGAUCCCAUCCCAAUUCUUGAACCCCGCAGAGAGCUGACCCACUCCCCUUGCCCCUUUGACAUUGCCCCAUCUGAAACAAAAAGGGUCCCUUCUCCAACCCCCCCCCCCCCCCCCCCAGUUAACCACUGGAGCCUGGCUUUUCCAGCCAGGAUUUUUGCUGGGAAUAUUUCUACCGGUAUAGAAGUUACCUUGGUGGGUAUCAAACCUUUGCUAUAAUUCUGGAAGCACAACUCUCGAAACUGUUCAAGUGCCUUCUCUAUAUUUAUAGAGCUUAUAUACUGUAUAAGAAAUGUAAUUAAAGAUUUGAAUACAAUGGCAGAUUGGAGUUAGAAUAAUAUUUUUGUUAGUAUUUUUGUACUGCACCAGCGUGUUCACUGUGACCAGCAUACCUGGAGGUGUCUUAUACCUGGGUGUCUGACUUGAUGUGGGCGGGAUUACAUUUGAUCAAAUUACCUUUUUCUCUCUCGUUUUGAAAAUAAAGAGGCUUCUUUAAAGCAAUAAUGA
This is a messenger RNA of Hypanus sabinus (Atlantic stingray), 3554 nucleotides long. RefSeq names its product carboxy-terminal domain RNA polymerase II polypeptide A small phosphatase 1-like. The transcript is spliced from 7 exons. Gene Ontology annotation, molecular function: RNA polymerase II CTD heptapeptide repeat phosphatase activity. Lineage: Eukaryota; Metazoa; Chordata; Chondrichthyes; Myliobatiformes; Dasyatidae. The record is from RefSeq and is a predicted model, not a curated record. Bases 337 to 1125 code for a protein of 262 amino acids.